AUGUCAGCAAAAAGUUUCAUUUUUUCAUUACGACGUUUUUUAGCAAGAAGAGGGAGCUGCAAAGUGAUUUAUUCAGAUAAUGCCAAGAAUUUCCGCAGCACAUGUGAAAUAAUUAAAGGAUUUAAAAGAAUCAAAGCAGAUCCAAGUGUGAGUGAUUUCUUGACAUCCAAAGAGGUAACAUGGAAAUUCAUACCUGAGCGUUCCCCAUGGUGGGGAGGGUUCUGGGAGCGUUUGAUGAGAAGCAUCAAGGAACCUCUGAAGAAAAUCUUAGGGAGAGCAUUACUGACUUUCGAAGAGCUCUCUACAAUAUUAACUGAACUCGAGUGUGUGCUAAAUAAUAGACCUCUAACAUACGAGAGCAACGAGCUGGGUGAACCUCGCCCGCUCACACCUUCACAGUUUUUAUUGCCAGGACGUGGUACAUUUAACUUUCCCGAGCAUUUCUUGGAAAUUUUUAACAAGGUAUCCGACAAAGAGACUUUAACUAGGAGGAGCUUUUCGGUCAAGUCUCUAACCUCUUCGGAACAACAAGACCUGACUAGAAGAGAGCUUACUAAAGCUAGUUCAAAUUGUAGUAAUAACAGGAUACAGACGAAG
Molecule: messenger RNA, 597 nt
Organism: Stegodyphus dumicola
Lineage: Eukaryota; Metazoa; Arthropoda; Arachnida; Araneae; Eresidae
Source: RefSeq, a predicted model, not a curated record